GACCCAGUCCCAGACUACCAGCAGAGAAGGUGUUGACCCAGUCCCAGACUACCAGCAGAGAUGUCAGAGAGUGCAGGGCUGCAGUUUGUCAGCCCGUAUGCCUUUGAGGCCAUGCAGAAGGUGGAUGUGGUGCGUCUGGCUGCCCUGAGUGACCCAGAGCUGAGGCUGCUGCUGCCCUGCCUGGUUCGGAUGGCUCUGUGUGCCCCAGCCGACCAGAGCCAGUCCUGGGCCCAGGACAAGAAGCUCAUCCUGCGCCUGCUCUCCGGGGUGGAGGCUGUCAACUCCAUUGUGGCCCUCCUGUCUGUCGACUUCCAUGCUUUGGAGCAGGAUGCCAGGAAGGAACAGCAACUCAGGUAAAACCUUUUGAAUGAUCUCAGAGACAGACACUAGUUAACUGUGUUAUUACACUCAAGGACACUCGACUCAAGUAAACAACUCCUACAGGUUGAGUAGAUGUCUUUGGUUAGUACGGUAAUACGACUAACCUCAUAUUUAGCUUUUUGUAAAUAAACUUGGAGAAUCCAAAUAAAAUACAUAUUUUUUGUCUCUCCCUUUUGUUUAGCAGAGUAAAGAGUUUGUUUAGCAUGUUGUGUGGAUGGUAGGGCCGGGACCAGUAUUAGCUCUGUCGUAGCCGGCCGCGACCGGGAGACCCAUGGGGCGGCGCACAAUUGGCCCAGCGUCGUCCAGGGUAGGGGAGGGAAUGGCCGGCAGGGAUGUAGCUCGGAUGGUAGAGCAUGGCAUUUGCAACGCCAGGGUUGUGGGUUCGAUUCCAGUAUGAAAAAAAUAAAAUGUAUGCACUCACUAACUGUAAGUCGCUCUGGAUAAGAGCGUCUGCUAAAUGACUCAAAUGUAAAUGUAGAUGUCUUUGGUUAGUAAUACGACUAACCUCAUAUUUAGCUUUUUGUAAAUAAACUUGGAGAAUAUAUUUUUUGUCUCUCCCUUUUGUUUAGCAGAGUAAAGAGUUUGUUUAGCAUGUUGUGUGGAUGGGAUGGUAGGGCCGGGACCAGUAUCGCAAUAUUUUUUCCAUUGCAAAAAUUGAAAACACUAAGUAGACCAAACUCUUUGGUCCUUUAAAAACCUGCUGUAUGUAAAAUAUUGUGUGCUUUACCUUGGAAAAUAAAUACAUGUGACUGGAUGACAACAUAAUUAUGUUUGUUUUCAACAUUAGGGCUAUUUUCCUAAAGAAGUUAAAUCAGCUUCGUGUUUUCUUUCCUUGCCACGAUACGAACAAGUAUCGCAAUACUAGUAUCGCGAUACUGAAAUCGUCCCGGCCUUAGUGGAUCGGAGAUGCUGAUUGUUCUGGUGUGGUGGUGUCCCCUCUGACAGGCACAAGGCUGGUGGCUCUAAUGGAGAGAGCAUCUUGGUGUCUCAGCUGCAGCAUGGCCUCACCCUGGAGUUUGAACACAGUGACCCUCUCAGGAGACUCAGGCUGGCGCUCAGUGAACUACUGGCCAUCAUGAACAAGGUAACACCGUCAUCUCACUGCUUCCCACGGGGGUAGUUUAACUGGAAACUGAUUGAUUGAAUGUGUAUGGUGCUUUUCCAGGCCCUCAAAGCACUUUACAAGGCAAGGGGGAAGCUCACCAAUGGGUAGCUCCCAACUGAAUCACUUGGCCCUGCCUUUAGCAAGCGUCCAGUUUAUCAUACUCAAUUUUGUAUUUGUAUGUUGUUCAUUUGGCUGGGUUUUGUCUUACAGGUGUCUGAUUCCAAUGGGGAAUGGUUCCUGAAGUCCUCUGAGCUAUUUGAGAGCCCUGUUUACCUGGAAGAAGUUGCAGAUGUUCUCUGUAUACUUCAAGCAGGUACUCACAUCAAUAGAAAAUACCUCAUUAUGUGGAAAUGACCCAGUUUUCUAAAACAUACCUAUUUGUGUGUGAUGUAUUUUCAGAGAAGCAACAAUUUCUCUGAUUUUGAUUUGGAAGCUGAAGCUUUUCUCAGAUCAAAUACCUGGUAUUGCACGGAACCCCCAAGUUUGAUGUCUGCAGUCUUUUUUUCUCCCAUCAGAGUUGCCCUCCCUGCUGCCCAUCAUAGACGUGGCAGAGGCUUUGCUACAUGUGAGAAACGGUGACUGGUUCUUGUGCCUGCUGGUUGCCAAUGUCCCUGACAGCUUUAAUGAAGGUAGAGUGAAAGAUGCAAAAUAAUGUCUGUGAACAAUAAAUAUAUAUUCUAUGUUUGUACUGUUACAUUAUGUUGCACAAAUUGUUUAGCUUUACCAUGCCUGUACUACUAAUGAUAAGACAGGAUUAGUUGAUUCACUGGUUUUAUUGAGCCCGGAGCCCACACAUGCUUGGCAAGCUGAUCCUAGUCUAUAGGUGGAGUAUACUUAAUCUAAUAGAAUAAUCUGUGUCUGUACAGAUCUCAUUGUAAUUCUAGGCAGAUAAUUAUUGACAUUGGCUGCCUAUUCCACGUUUCUUCACCCAAUUCGGUAUUUCCGCUUGUAAUUGGACAAUGUUUCAGCCCCAGAGGUAGGACUAGAUUAAUGUGUUCUCCUUAUAAUAUAGAUGAUGAAUAUGAUUGUCUUGCGACUGGCCCAUAGUGUGUGUGUUCUCUGCUUUCAGAGACACAUUAUGAAGGAGGAAAUGGAGUUCUAGCUCCGCUUGCAGCCUCUCCAAUGCCUCCUUAUCACCCAGGGGGUCAGGCCUGAGUCAAUAGCUUAUUUGCGUUAGCGAUGCAAGCGAGAAGGAAGCAGUCAGUCGGCAGGCAGGCAGCGUUACAGUACAUAGCGCUGAACAUUAGUGAAUCCUCAUGGCUUGUUAUUGGAAUUGGCCUCUUUCAUUGAAACGGGCGGGAAAUGGGCCCUGUCUCGAGGCAUCAAGUGUGAGGCAUAGCGUUGCCUAGCAUAUAACAUGAAGCGGUAACUAACUUGAUCUCCUUGAGUCUUUUAUGGCAUAUGCAAUUCUUCGUCAGUAGGGGAGAUGGAAGCUAAAUUAGUUUCAGUUAGUGCUGAGCAAUUAACCGAAAUAGUUAUUUUUAAAUUAAAAAACAAACAUUUUAGUCAUUUAGCAGACGCUCUUAUCCAGAGCGACUUACAGUUAGUGAGUGCAUACAUUUUAUUUUUUUCAUACUGGUCCCCCAUAACCCUGGCGUUGCAAGCGCCAUGCUCUACCAACUGAGCUACACAGGGCCCAUUUUUGGGGCUUAUUAAACAACUAAUUGACCGACGUCGGUUCAAUUACUUGAAUUCCAUUUAGUUAUAUUUUUUUGAUGAGCUCAACGCGCCAUUUCUCGAGAGAAAUCAAAUCAUUCAUGAGAGAAAUAACUAUGUGGGAUGCUUGGAAAAUGUAGUUUUCAUUAGUCAAAUAUACAACCUAGUUCAGCGCAGAAACGUGGUAAUUAACUACAAUGACCAUAAUCCAUUGCGUCUGUUCUUUCCGGCCACGGACAGAGGCAGAUACACACACACACACACACACACAGACAAUAGACCGCAUGAAAGAGGAAUGACACAACACCACGACGAAAGGGAUAGAGACAGUUCGUGAGGUAGCUCUACCAGAGUGAUUGUUAAAGUAGUUGGUAAUAAGCGGUCUUGAAAAUAUGCCUUAUCUACUUUGAAGAACUAGUACAAUUAUUUUGUCAGCCAGCUAGCUACUACUAGCCUAGCUAAAUAGUAUGACUCGUUCAAUGGUGAGCACAGAGACAACAUUAGAUGGUUGUCUGGCAGCGGAGGCUGGUGGGAGGAGCUAUAGGAGGACGGGCUCAUUGUAAUGGCUGGAAUUGAAUCAAUGGAACGAUAUCAAACAUAUGUAAACCACGUUUGACUCCGUUCCGUUUAUUCCAGUCCAGCCAUUACAAUGAGCCCAUCCUCCUAUAUCUCCUCCCACCAGCCUCCACUGUUGUCUGGCUGGCAGGCUGCUACUGCCUGAGUACAGAUUAAAUUAUGACUUUAAAGAGCCACUGAACAUGCAGAUUGGCAAGUAUUUUUCUGUUCAUCAUUAGAAAAACAAGAUAUCAGUCUUGGUGUGUUUCCUGACUGAUUCCGCGUUUGGUUAAUUAUGUUUGUCCCCCAUGAGACACUGUAGUCACAGAAGCCUAUGUCACUUCCUCAAAAUCCCCAGAAUGAAUAUAAGAUAACUAAUUAAUUUAGACGUUUUUGCCGAGGAUGUUUUAGUUGCGCAAUUUUACAUCUAAGGUGUUUGGUGCUGUAUUUCUCAAGUAAAAGAAUGUUCGACGUGUUGUCUUAUGUAAACAAAGUUGGGCUGCUUGGCAGGUCUGUCUCAAUGUCUAUGCUAUUGGAUAGAGGGCAAUCAACAUAGCUGUUCACCCCAUGUUAGUGGGCAAACGGACAUUGUCAAAUCAAAACCCAACCUUCAUUUACCCAUUGAUGCACGGAUGUUCCAAACUCUGUUUUAGACAAGACUGACUUUAUGACCAAAAUUAUCCUAUUUACACUUUGUAGUAAAAUUUGACACUAGAAUAACUGUUUCUGACUCAUAUCGAUGCCACAAAGGGAUUUGUUGCUUUUUAAAGGCAGUCACUCUCUAAGGAAUUACAAAUAAUAGUAAUCAAAUAAAUAAAUAAAAACUUCUGACCCACUGGAAUUGUGAUACAGUGAGUUAUAAGUGAAAUAAUCUGUCUGUAAACAAUUGUUGGAAAAAUUACUUGUGUCAUGCACAGAGUAGAUGUCCUAACCGACUUGCCAAAACUAUAGUUUGUUAACAAGAAAUUUGUGGAGUGGUUGAAAAACGAGUUUUAAUGACUCCAACCUAAGUGUAUGAAAACUUCUGACUUCAACUGUAAAUGUGUAAUGAUUCCAUGCUUCAUUGGAUUUCCGUAAGCAGUCCGUCUACUAUGACAUAAUGCACUGCUACAGACAUUGAAGGUGAAGCAAGCAGACAGAGAAAAUGCUCUGGCGGGACAAAGGACAAUUGUUAUAGAUCCUUGAGAGAAGGUUAAAAACAUGGAACAAUUUCUUGUUUUUAUGCAUCUUUGAUAUCCUCUGUUAUUAUUGCAACAUUCAAGUACCAAAUAAGUGCCAAUUCUGCCAAAUAAAUAACAACAAAUGUUAGAAAAUGUAUUAUCUAAUCAAAUUUCCUCAAUCAAAUUCCAUUAUUCCAUAACUGUUAUUUGUACGGAUUUCAUACAGCUGUAUUUCGAUAAGAAAAUGUUUCAUAUCCUCAGAAAAUAAUAACCUUCUCCACAUAACAUGUAACUGAUAUCUGUGGUGUGUUCAGUGUGCAGGGGCCUGAUAAAGAACGGGGAGCGUCAGGAUGAGGAGAGCAUGGGGGGGAGACGCAGGACAGAGGCCCUGAGACAGCUGUGUCAGAUGAACCCCUCCCAGGCCCUCAACAUCAGAGCCAUGGUGGUGAGUCAAUCUCUCUUGUGCCUUGUGAACCAUUUGUCCUUUCCAGCACCGUUCCAGCAACUAGGGUGGAUUUAUAACCAGGCCAGCACAGUACAGCUCAGCUCUUAAACCGUUGAGCUGUGCAAAUGCCACUACUGUUUGCUGCACUGAUGAAAACUGUCAUGCUGUCCUGUCCACUGUAUGUGUGUCCUCCCCAGGUGGAGGAGUGUCACCUGCCAGGUCUGGGUGUGGCCCUGACCCUGGACUAUAAGCCUGACACGGCCGAUGAUGCGGUCAGCCCCCUGGUGUCCUACGUCAGUGGGCUGCUGCUGGGCACAAAUGGGAAAGUACGCACCUGGUUCAGCAUGUUCAUACGCAAUGGACAACAGGUGAGAAACACAGACCACUGCCUACAGUGAGAUUCAGUGGCAUACAUAUUUGAGCUAUACAAAUAUACAUUCUGCUCCUCAAACACACACACAGCUCUCACCGAUACCUUGAAAGUGACUUAUACUCUCUUACAAAACUCUCAACCCUCGCACUCUCUCUCUUCCCUCCCUCCCUCAGAGGAAGCGUGAGAGCAGUUCAGUGCUGUGGCAGAUGCGUAGGCAGCUGUUGUUGGAGCUGGUGGCCAUCUUGCCCCGGUCGCGCAGCACCCACGAGCCCAAUGACAGUGUGGAAGAUGCAGAGAGCAGCUCUGGGUACUCUGGUCUCCGGGAGGAGCAUGUGGUGAAGGCUUCCGCCCUGCUCAGACUCUACUGUGCCCUCAUGGGCAUCGCAGGACUCAGGUAGGUGACACCAAGGAGGAGGAGAGGGAGUGGAGAUCAGUAGGGGUAGCACUGAUGGUCUCUGAUAGUUCCUCUGUUUUAAAGUUUCAUGAAUUAUUUUCAUAAGGGUGUAGUGAUGGGGGAGUUUGUACCCUGGGUGUGUUUUUUUGAAGGAUGUAAUUAACCUUUGGAAGAUGGUGUAUCUGAUUGUGUCUUUUGUAAUUUUGUGUGUUUGUGACAUUUGAAGUAAUUUGUGUGUCUUUCCCCCGUUGACAGGCCCACUGAUGAGGAGGCAGAGCAGCUCCUUCAACUCAUGACUAGUCGACCCCCGGCCACUCCAGCUGGGGUUCGAUUUGUCUCUCUGUCCUUCUGUAAACUACUGGCCUUCCCCACACUCGUCAGGUAGGACCACAAGAGCAACAUCUUUAUAUUAAUUUUGCAUAAAAAUACACACGUCAAGACAGAAUGACACUGACACAUUCAACACAUUCAAUGGUUGGGAAGAAAUGGCAAUACUAGUCAGGGCUUGACAUUUUUUAGCCACUUGUCCUUUGGACAAGAAGGACAGUUUUUUUUUUUACUUGUCCUUUGGACAAGAAGGACUGUUGUUUUUUUUACUUGUCCAAAAUAAAAAUGUAAUACUUGUCCCCAAAACAUUUAAAUGGUCUGUAAGACAAUUUUAAAAUGCAUUGCUAUCUUUUUUUUUACCAUAGAGAAUCAGACAGAAAUGUAGGCUACACUCUGCCUAUUGGCUUCUUUGCAUAUUCAAGCCUGUCUCAAAAUACAACACUCCCCUUUAAAGGCUCUCCUGGAGGAUAGUUGGCCACCCUGUUAGCCUAUUGAAUAUUACAACAUUAGGCUACAAUUACAACCAAAUACUUUUUAUGUCUUUAAAAAUAAUUCCCUCUAGGGAUCCAAAAUUCAUACAACCACUGCACGCAAUUGUAUUUUUUUAAAUCAAUGAGGUGAUGCAACAAAUCAGACCGUUUAGCUUAAAAUAUUGAUCAACUUUAAUUUCUUCAUAUUAUAAGCUCAACAAUGUGCACAUGGCUGUAGGGUACGUGCAAAUGUUCCAAAAAUGCAAUUAGCGGGAAAACACCAUUCUCAAAAGUGCUUCUACACCUGCAUUACUAGCUGUUUGGGGUUUUAGGCUGGGUUUCUGUACAGCACUUCGAGAUAUUAGCUGAUGUAAGAAGGGCUAUAUAAAAUAAAAUUGAUUGAAAUUGAUUGAUUGCACGAGCGAGUGGUUAGAAAUUAAGAAUGAGGGGAGACCUAAAGAUGUAUCAACUAGCAUGGGUCACUAAUAUGACUAGGAUUAUGCCUUUGGCUGCUGGACAAUAAAAUUAAGUUGAUUUGAAAACCAAUAGAACAUGAGAAAAAUGCUGGUUUCAAUGGCAUAUUAAUUGUUUAUAAAAUAAUUCCCUUAACAUUUCUAUGGUUGUAUUUUGGCUAGGCUAGGCUACUUUGAAACAAGGUAAGACAUGCUUCAUAAAAUGGCAUAAACAAUUACGUUUAUGGUUAAAUAGUUUUAAAAUGCUGACCGUCCCCUCUCAGAUUCAAGGUGGGUGAUGUGCGCAACAGUCACGGUCCUUCACUCUCUGGUCUUGUGGCCAUUUGAUCUGAACAAACGUGCCUCCUAUGUUGACAGAAUCAAGCCUUUAGAUGUUAAUUAUCCUUCAUUAUAUUUGUCAAACAUGACUGGCGUUCAGCCUAUAUUUAUAUAAUUAAAAGUCAUUAUAGUUUGGCUACAUUUUCUGGCGCAUCUCUCAUGUCAACAUUGGUUUGGACAUGAGAGGCUGUAGCCAAUAUGCACAUAGGCUUUUUUAUUUAUGUACAUGAAAAGUAGAUUUGAAUAUUAUUCCAAUGUUGGCCUCUGGUCCAGUUCUGAUCUGAGUAAUUGUUUUGAUAUUGUGAUUUGUGUGAUUUAACAACUUAAAUCUACAGUGAGGGAAAAAAGUAUUUGAUCCCCUGCUGAUUUUGUAUGUUUGCCCACUGACAAAGAAAUGAUCAGUCUAUAAUUUUAAUGGUAGGUUUAUUUGAACAGUGAGAGACAGAAUAACAACAAAAUAAUCCAGAAAAACGCAUGUCAAAAAUGUUAUAAAUUGAUUUGCAUUUUAAUGAGGGAAAUAAGUAUUUGACCCCCUCUCAAUCAGAAAGAUUUCUGGCUCCCAGGUGUCUUUUUAUACAGGUAACGAGCUGAGAUUAGGAGCACACUCUUAAAGGGAGUGCUCCUAAUCUCAGCUUGUUACCUGUAUAAAAGACACCUGUCCACAGAAGCAAUCAAUCAAUCAGAUUCCAAACUCUCCACCAUGGCCAAGACCAAAGAGCUAUCCAAGGAUGUCAGGGACAAGAUUGUAGACCUACACAAGGCUGGAAUGGGCUACAAGAACAUCGCCAAGCAGCUUGGUGAGAAGGUGACAACAGUUGGUGCGAUUAUUCGCAAAUGGAAGAAACACAAAAGACCUGUCAAUCUCCCUCGGCCUGGGGCUCCAUGCAAGAUCUCACCUCGUGGAGUUGCAAUGAUCAUGAGAACGGUGAGGAAUCAGCCCAGAACUACACAUGAGGAUCUUGUCAAUGAUCUCAAGGCAGCUGGGACCAUAGUCACCAAGAAAACAAUUGGUAACACACUACGCCGUGAAGGACUGAAAUCCUGCAGCACCCGCAAGGUCCCCCUGCUCAAGAAAGCACAUAUACAGGCCCGUCUGAAGUUUGCCAAUGAACAUCUGAAUGAUUCAGAUGAGAACUGGGUGAAAGUGUUGUGGUCAGAUGAGACCAAAAUCGAGCUCUUUGGCAUCAACUCAACUCGCCAUGUUUGGAGGAGGAGGAAUGCUGCCUAUGACCCCAAGAACACCAUCCCCACCGUCAAACAUGGAGGUGGAAACAUUAUGCAUUGGGGGUGUUUUUCUGCUAAGGGGACAGGACAACUUCACUGCAUCAAAGGGAUAAUGGACGGGGCCAUGUACUGUCAAAUCUUGGGUGAGAACCUGGGUCAUGGAUGGGUAUUCCAAUAUGACAAUGACCCAAAACACACAGCCAAGGCAACAAAGGAGUGGCUCAAGAAUAAGCACAUUAAGGUCCUGGAGUGGCCUAGCCAGUCUCCAGACCUUAAUCCCAUAGAAAAUCUGUGGAGGGAGCUGAAGGUUCGAGUUGCCAAAUGUCAGCCUCGAAACAAUGACUUGGAAAAGAUCUGCAAAGAGGAGUGGGACAAAAUCCCUCCUGAGAUGUGUUCAAACCUGGUGGCCAACUACAAGAAACAUCUGACCUCUGUGAUUGCCAACAAGGGUUUUGCCACCAAGUACUAAGUCAUGUUUUGCAGAGGGGUCAAAUACUUAUUUCCCUCAUUAAAAUGCAAAUCAAUUUAACAUUUUUGACAUGCGUUUUUCUUGAUUUUGUUGUUGUUAUUCUGUCUCUCACUGUUCAAAUAAACCUACCAUUAAAAUUAUAGACUGAUCAUGUCUUUGUCACUGGGCAAACGUACAAAAUCAGCAGGGGAUCAAAUACUUUUUUCCCUCACUGUAUUCUUGUCUGACUUUCUUUAUACUUGUCCUGGACAAGAGGACAAGCGUUAAUGUCGUGCCCUGCUAGUACAAAACACACAAACAAAAACAAUACAAAGUAUUCACAGCUCUGCUCUAAUGUGUCGAUGUGACAGUGAAAGACUAACUGUAGUCUUUGUAUCUACUACCAAGCAGAUGGCAUAAAGAUUCUCACUGGGUUAACAGAGCCAGAUUAAACAGGUGGCUUCUCUGGAAUGUUUCCUGCCGUUGUACUGAGUGGCAUCUGUGGCUAUGUGACGGUGUUAUUAGUGUGAUAUUGUGUUGCCUGUGUGAUCCUGUGUCCCUCCUGCAGCACCCCGGAGCAGGAGCAGCUGAUGGUGAUGUGGCUCAGCUGGAUGAUCAAAGAGGAGGAGUACUUUGAGAGGUGAGGAUGGUGGCCUGGUCCUUAUGUGAUGAUAGACAUUAUCAGACCUGGGUUCAAACAGUAUGUGUUUUCUUUCAAAUACUUUAGCUUUCCUUGAUUGCGCUUCACUGGUGCAAUCAUUUCACACUUUAUGGGCAUUUUAUUAGCAAACCUUCAAAAUGGUCAUGACGACAGAUGAGUCAUGCGUAUCUCUCGACAUUCAGUGAUUGUCUUCCAGUUAAACUGGCUCAAUUUAACAAUGCCUGACAAAAAAGUGCCCUUAGUGUUCUUUUUCAUGUUCCAGUCAGAGUUCCCUGUUUUUCUCUGGUAGGAGAAAGGCUGAGGCCAGACAGAGCUCGUCUCAAAACAAACAGUGCAGGGACGUGAGGCAGGUUGGGUGGUGAUGGAUGAGGGGGCGAGUUGGGCUGGAAGGGGGAACAAACCCGGGAGGCCCCGACAGGCUUUUAAAAAUUUAAUAAGCCCUUCAUUGAACCAUGAGUUAUCACUGCAGCAGCCCAACUCUCCCUCUGGGGUGGUAAAUGAGUGUUGGCCGGCGCCGUGGAGGGGACACUAGGCCGGAGGAGGGGGUGUCUAAUAUAACUGGGCAUAAUCAUUUUAUUAAAGCGCUGUCCUCUAAGAUGCAUUGUAAGCUCCCGGUUUAAAUCUCUCUGCUCUGUCUCUCCUGCCCCCCUCUUUCUCUCUCUCUCGCUCUGUGUGUGUACAGUGCUGCAGGGGUCGCCGCUUCCUUCGGAGAGAUGCUAUUACUGGUUGCCAUGUAUUUCCAUAGCAACCAGCUCAGCGCCAUCAUCGAGCUGGUCUGCUCCACUUUGGGGAUGAAGGUAAGGUGGAGGUAGGGAUGGAGAGAGAGAAGGUGGGAGGGUGGUAGGGCAGAUGGAGGUGGAGGGAUCGAUAGUCCAGUCUGAGAGGGAGAGUGGCUAGCUGUUAUACUUCCUCCAUUUCAGCUAUGCAAGAAGCCUACAAACAGCGACGGCUGCCUGCCAAUACACUGGCUGUUGUGUUCAGUUAUUUUUGCUGUCACUUCAUUUCUCAGAGAAAGAGGGUGCAAUGUAAUUUGGUUGUAUUGAAUUUUAUUCUCACCCUAGGCUGUCUAUGCACUGUAUCUAUUCUGCUUUUGUCAUGUAGAAUUUCUGUUAUCCAAUAUGAAUAGAGUGGAAUUAUUAACGGCCAGGUUCAUUCAUUGCCCUCAGGAUGUUUUCACUAGGUACUGGCUGCAGUAAAAGCAACUCUGUUGGUUGAUACCAGUCUAACUGAUCCUUCUGUAAAUUAUACCAGUCUAAACUGAUCUCUUGGUAAAUGCCACCCUUUCUUCACUGCAGAUUGCAAUUAAGCCAAGCUCUCUGAGCAAAAUGAAGACUAUCUUUACCCAGGAGAUCUUCACUGAGCAGGUACUUCAUACACACAGCCACAUAUACCAUUUGUCCACAGUUAGCCUAAUCUUUUUAGAUAACAUAUGUCUUUAUGAUUUACAUGUUGUUUAUUUGCUAUACAGUGCCAUAUUAUUUCAACAUUUCAGUAAUUUAAUGAUUUAAGUAUUUCAACUUUUCAACAUGUUUCAUUAUUAGAUUUUUUUUAUUUGGACUGAUUUGAUCCUCCAUCCAUAGUAUUGGCCAGGUAUAUUGAAAUUGUAUUGAUUUUUGUCCAGGUGGUCACUGCCCACGCUGUGAGGGUGGCGGUUACCAACAACCUGAGUGCCAACAUCACAGGCUUCCUGCCCAUCCACUGUAUCUACCAGCUGCUCCGCAGCAGAGCCUUUACCAAGCACAAGGUCUCCAUCAAGGUAGGCCAUUCUCCACUCUCCAGUCUGUGGUUCUGUUAUUAGCCUCAUGCCUUUUCUGUUCAUUCAUGGCUCCAUCUACUGGUUACUUCCAAUGAAUGAUGUUCGUGGCUUUUGUGAGCAGCAUGGUGAAUUCCACUAUGGGAUAUGGGGAAGAGCACUUACACCUGAUAAAUAGUUUUAAACUGUUUACUGGUGCUAGUCUUUUGGUACAAUAGUCUAUACAACAAAUACAUAUCAAUAUACACAUUAAUGCUGUUGUAUUCCAUGUUGUCUCCUAUAGGACUGGAUCUACAGGCAGCUGUGUGAGACAUCCACCCCGCUCCACACCCAGCUGCUGCCCCUCAUCGACGUUUACAUCAACUCCAUCCUCACUCCGGCCUCCAAGGCCAACCCUGAGGCCACCAACCAGCCAAUCACUGAGCAGGAGAUCCUCACCAUCUACCAAGGCUCCACUGCAGUGGUGAAUGGGUUAUUAAACACGCACACACACAUACACGGGGGGGGGGGGGGGGUAAGGUUUUCAUAAGACUGGGGUGGGUUUUCCUCUCACUUUUUUACCUACCCUUUGCUCCUUUCAUAUUUAUUUUGAUCCUGACAAACUCCCCAGUCCCUGCCAGUGACAAGAAUACCCAUAACAUGAUGCUGCCACAACAAUACUUGAACAUAAAUAGGGUUUUCACCCAAACCUGUAGUUUUUAAAAGUGUAUUUCUUUGUCGUGCAGUAUUACUUAACAGCCUUUUUGCCAACAGAAUAGAUUUAGUCCCCUGUAACUCAGUUGGUAGAGCAUGGCACUUGCAACGCCAGGGUUGUGGGUUCGUUUCCCAUGGGGGCCAGUAUGAAAAUGUAUGCACUCACUAACUCUAAGUCGCUCUGGAUAAGAGCGUCUGCUAAAUGACUAAAAUGUAAAUGUUAAGCAUUUAGAGUGGAUUCUUUUAACACAGGCUUCAUUCUUUUCAUUUAGUCAUACAGGCCAAUAAUGUGGAGUGAAUGCAUUGUUGUUGAUCCUCUUAAUUUUCAAGUAUUGUGGUGGCAGCAUCAUGUUAUGGGUAUGCUCGUCACUAGCAGGGACUGGGGAGUUUGUUAGGAUCCAAAUAAAUAUGAAAGUAGCAAAGCCUAGGUAAAAAGUUAGAGGAAAACCCACUGUAGUCUCCUGUAAACCUAACCUUGGGAUAGUUUUAUUUUUCAGCGACACAAUUACAAUACAUUUUAAUGGCAAAGACACAUCAGAAUGUCUUCCCAAGAGGUGUUCAAUGCUCCUGAAUGGUCCAGUCGCAGUCCUUACGUAAAUCUGCUUGAAAAUCAGAGACAAGGUUUGAAUGUUGCUGUCCAUCAAUGAUUCCCAACCAAAUUACUGAGCUUGAGCAAUUUUUACAAAAACAAUGGAUUUAUGUUGCCCUAAGAGUUGUGCAAGGUUGCUACAAUCUUAUUUAAAAUAAUUCACAGCUGUAAUAGUCCCAGUCGGUAUUAGAUGGAAUGUUGCGGCCCCUCCCGCCUGUGGGGAAAACAACCUGUGGUUACCUAGGUUACCCCAUUGGCUCACAGCAAAUACUUGACCUUUUUCAAACACAAUUAGUUGUCUGCUUGUUUUAGUCAAUUACAAAACUACAUUUAAGAAAAGUACAGCAUGUCUAAAAAUAACUUUACCCGAGCAUUCUCACUACUUAGAAAAAUGUAAUAUUGUAGGCCUUCCCUCAUGCAUGCAUGAGUGCUAGCUAGCUACCGACCGGAACAGCUAGCCAAUACCAACAACACAAACGGACUAUACAGCUACAAGUAGUGAGUGGAGUCAAACAGACUAUACUGAACAAGUUAAAUGUCUUACCUGUGAUGAAAUGUUUUCCACACACAUACAGUGGGGAAAAAAAGUAUUUAGUCAGCCACCAAUUGUGCAAGUUCUCCCACUUAAAAAGAUGAGAGAGGCCUGUAAUUUUCAUCAUAGGUACACGUCAACUAUGACAGACAAAUUGAGGGAAAAAAAUCCAGAAAAUCACAUUGUAGGAUUUUUAAUGAAUUUAUUUGCAAAUUAUGGUGGAAAAUAAGUAUUUGGUCACCUACAAACAAGCAAGAUUUCUGGCUCUCACAGACCUGUAACUUCUUCAUUUACAUUACAUUUACGUCAUUUAGCAGACGCUCUUAUCCAGAGCGACUUACAAAUUGGUGCAUUCACCCUAUAACCAGUGGGAUAACCACUUUACAAUUAUUAUUAUUAUUAUUAUUAUUAUUAUUAUUAUUUAUUUUUGGGGGGGGGGGGGGGGGGGUAGAAGGAUUACUUUAUCCUAUCCCAGGUAUUCCUUAAAGAGGUGGGGUUUCAAAUGUCUCCGGAAGGUGGUGAGUGACUCCGCUGUCCUGGCGUCGUGAGGGAGCUUGUUCCACCAUUGGGGUGCCAGAGCAGCGAACAGUUUUGACUGGGCUGAGCGGGAACUAUGCUUCCGCAGAGGAAGGGGAGCCAGCAGGCCAGAGGUGGAUGAACGCAAUGCCCUCGUUUGGGUGUAGGGACUGAUCAGAGCCUGAAGGUACGGAGGUGCCGUUCCCCUCACUGCUCCAUAGGCAAGCACCAUGGUCUUGUAACAGAUGCGAGCUUCAACUGGAAGCCAGUGGAGUGUGCGGAGGAGCGGGGUGACGUGAGAGAACUUGGGAAGGUUGAACACCAGACGGGCUGCGGCAUUCUGGAUGAGUUGUAGGGGUUUAAUGGCACAGGCAGGGAGCCCAGCCAACAGCGAGUUGCAGUAAUCCAGACGGGAGAUGACAAGUGCCUGGAUUAGGACCUGUGCCGCUUCCUGUGUAAGGCAGGGUCGUACUCUCCAAAUGUUGUAGAGCAUGAACCUGCAGGAUCGGGUCACCGCCUUGAUGUUAGCGGAGAACGACAGGGUAUUGUCCAGGGUCACGCCAAGGCUCUUCGCACUCUGGGAGGAGGACACAACGGAGUUGUCAACCGUGAUGGCGAGAUCAUGGAACGGGCAGUCCUUCCCCUUCUUUAAGAGGCUCCUCUGUUCUCCACUCGUUACCUGUAUUAAAGGCACCUGUUUGAACUUGUUAUCAGUAUAAAAGACACCUGUCCACAACCUCAAACAGUCACACUCCAAACUCCACUAUGGCCAAGACCAAAGAGCUGUCAAAGGACACCAGAAACAAAAUUGUAGACCUGCACCAGGCUGGGAAGACUGAAUCUGCAAUAGGUAAGCAGCUUGGUUUGAAGAAAUCAACUGUGGGAGCAAUUAUUAGGAAAUGGAAGACAUACAAGACGACUGAUAAUCUCCCUCGAUCUGGGGCUCCACGCAAGAUCUCACCCCGUGGGGUCAAAAUUAUCACAAGAACGGUGAGCAAAAAUCCCAGAACCACACGGGGGGACCUAGUGAAUGACCUGCAGAGAGCUGGGACCAAAGUAACAAAGCCUACCAUCAGUAACACACUACGCCGCCAGGGACUCAAAUCCUGCAGUGCCAGACGUGUCCCCCUGCUUAAGCCAGUACAUGUCCAGGCCCGUCUGAAGUUUGCUAGAGUGCAUUUGGAUGAUCCAGAAAAGGAUUGGGAGAAUGUCAGAUGAAACGAAAAUAUAACUUUUUGGUAAAAACUCAACUCGUCGUGUUUGGAGGACAAAGAAUGCUGAGUUGCAUCCAAAGAACACCAUACCUACUGUGAAGCAUGGGGGUGGAAACAUCAUGCUUUGGGGCUGUUUUUCUGCAAAGGGACCAGGACGACUGAUCCGUGUAAAGGAAAGAAUGAAUGGGGCCAUGUAUCGUGAGAUUUUGAGUGAAAACCUCCUUCCAUCAGCAAGGGCAUUGAAGAUGAAACGUGGCUGGGUCUUUCAGCAUGACAAUGAUCCCAAACACACCGCCCGGGCAACGAAGGAGUGGCUUCGUAAGAAGCAUUUCAAGGUCCUGGAGUGGCCUAGCCAGUCUCCAGAUCUCAACCCCAUAGAAAAUCUUUGGAGGGAGUUGAAAGUCCGUGUUGCCCAGCGACAGCCCCAAAACAUCACUGCUCUAGAGGAGAUCUGCAUGGAGGAAUGGGCCAAAAUACCAGCAACAGUGUGUGAAAACCUUGUGAAGACUUACAGAAAACGUUUGACCUGUGUCAUUGCCAACAAAGGGUAUAUAACAAAGUAUUGAGAAACUUUUGUUAUUGACCGAAUAAUUAUUUUCCACCAUAAUUUGCAAAUAAAUUCACUAAAAAUCCUACAAUGUGAUUUUCUGGAAUUUUUUUCUCUCAUUUUGUCUGUCAUAGUUGACGUGUACCUAUGAUGAAAAUUACAGGCCUCUCAUCUUUUUAAGUGGGAGAACUUGCACAAUUGGUGGCUGACUAAAUACUUUUUUCCCCCACUGUAUGUGUAGCCUACUUGGACACUGGGUCCCCACAUUUCCCACUCUCCCACGCCGAAUAGCCUGAAGCCACAGGGCUCUUCUCACAGGCUCUAUUUCUCUACAUGGGAGCAUUGCGAACCAUAGAUUGGGACUUUUAACAUGAUUACAUGUAUAUUGAAGAAUACAGCAGCUUUUCGGCGUGUUUUGUUAUUUCUGUAUAAUUGAUGACGAAGUUGGCUCUUUUUUACAAUGGUGGUCAAUAGGAAAGAAUGUUUGUUUUUCCCCAAUUUGUGGGCGUGGUCGAGGGAAUUUCUUAUUAUUACGUGAAUAUCGAGUAUGGCUGCCAUAGGUGUUUCCACCAAGUAUUAACCCUGGGGUGUUUAUUUUAUUCAUUUGGAAAAUGUUCUAUAAAAAAAAUAUCACUUUGAAAAUGUGGAGUAGGUUGUGUAGAUCGGUAGAAGAAAAAAUCGAAUUGAAUCCCUUUUUAAGAUUUAAUUUUAAGGCAGUGAAAUGUGGAGACAGUGCAAGGUGUCAAAACCCCUUUCAUCAAUGGCUAAUUAAUAAGGGAAAAACAUGUCAGACAGAUCAAACUAGGUCAAUUAACAGCCCAAAUAUAUAAAUAUAUCCUUCCGCAUGCUGUAAAAUAUAGAUUGCUCAAACAGGUUGUACUUGCUUUGGAGAUUAACAAGGUUUUACACACUCACUGGAUGGUGCAAAUUUAAAGGCAAGCAGCGAUACAAAGCCACCAUGUAAAAUAUUCACGUCAAAUGAUAGUUGGUCCGUUUCAAUUAAUCUGACCAUUCGUUAUGUUUAGAGGCCAUUGGGAGUAAAUUGCCUUUAAUAUCAUUAUAGUCUCCCUGGUCUGUUGGGCUGUCUGCAGCCACUGACAUGAUAUUUAAUUAUGUCAUACAUCAGCAAUGCCAUAUUCAUGUCCUAUCAUCCACUUUGUUCUUAUAUUCCGCCUUGGUUGCCGUAGAAGGUCAGAGAGAGGACCAUUUGUCAGUAGUAGCUCGUUGAGCCAUUUGUCGCUAGUAGCCCAUUGGCCCUGCAGUGUAGAACACUCUGUGGUGACCUGCCUCUGACCUCUACUUGUGUCUUUCUCUCCCUUCUCUCUCUCCCCUAUUUCUCUCCCCCUCUAUCUCACUCUCUAUCCGUCUCCCCCUCCACUCUCCCCCCUAUCUCGCUCGCUCUCUUUUUCCAUCUCUCUCUCUGGCAGGGAGAGGGUGGUCGAGGGGUGCGUUCCAGAUACAGCAUCACCACACAGCUCCUCAUCCUCUACUAUAUUCUGUCCUAUGAGGAGGCUCUCCUGUCCAACACUAAACAACUGGGUAUUUAUGUAUAUAUGGAUAUAUGUCUCCUACUGUACAGUAUCUCCUCCUGGGUAUGUACCAUAGUGUAUGUUACUCCUGAACGUCAUUCAUUCAGCCACCCUUGGCUUCUCUCCUAGCCGACCUGUUGCUGCUUUUUCUUCUCCUCCACUCAGGCUCUUUCAUUGUCUUCUCCCCCUUCGAAGAAGGUAUGCUGUUUUUGGGACGGACAGAGAGAGAGAGUGUCAGGGAACCAAGAGAAAAGGAAUGCUUUGUCCUCUGUUGUUAAGCUACUAGGAAACUGUGUUGCUAUGGGGGAUUCCUUUCUAUCCUCCUGGCUUUGUCUCAGGCCUCCAUUUAUUAUCAAUGGCCAGCCAAGUACGAUGUCCAAGGGAGGUGUUACCUACUGGACUUAAGGACUCAGCAGAGUCAGUAUUUCUUGGAUGAUAAGGUCUUCCCACCCUUCGUUAGUCCUAAUUUACGUCUGUGUUAGUUUAUACAUAUGCUCCCAUCUUAAUUGUUGUGUUUAUCUAAGUGCUGCUGCACCCUUCAAGCAGGAAUGAUGAUGCGCAUCAGCAUUGUGUUAAUGAAGCCAUUUCAGUGAAGAACCACCCCACUCUGGAAGCACUCACACAGGGUGUUUUAAAUAGACAGCAGGGCCAAAUCAAUCUCUCCUCUCUCCUCAGCUCUGAUGCAGAGGAAGCCCAAGUCGUACUCCGCCAUACUCAUGGACCAGAUCCCCAUCAAAUACCUCAUCACCCAGGCCCAGGGCCUGCAACAGGAGUUGGGGGGUAAGUACAACAAAUGUACAGGGUAUCUCUAAGUAGGGAUUGUAGUGUCUUUGAAUUUAUAUAUUGUUUUAAUUCUGUCAUAUUUAAAGCCUCAUCAAUGUAGAUUAUAUGUAUAUGCAAAGUGCACCCAUAUCAUUUAGGGGGUCAAAAGUGUAUAAUUUGUGAAUUAAAAUGUAAUUCAUUAUAUUUUUACCAGAUAAUUGUUAAUGUUAUGAAAGCAACUAGUCAGCCUACUGACUAACCUACUACACUUUGUCUUUUGGUGCUCCAGGAAGUUUAGGUAGGCACCCAUUUGCCAGGUAGCCAGUGUUUAGUGUAGGCUACCAUCAACCUAAUGCAAGCCAUUCUUAUUCUUUUUGGAGAACAAUAUUCAACCACUUAUUUCAGUGUAUUAGCCUUCUUUAGGGGCAGCGUUCAUUGCCUCUGCUCUUUUUAAUGUCCUAUGUCUUUUGAUUCCUCACCUUUCUUCCCCCCAGGCCUCCACUCAGCCUUGCUGCGUCUGCUGGCCACUAACUACCCCCACCUGUGUAUGGUGGAGGACUGGGUGUGUGAGGAAGAGGUGACAGGAACCCUGCCUCUGCUCCGGAGGAUGCUGCUCACCUCUAACACCUGCAGAUACUCCCAGACACAACUCCACGACGGUGAGACUGGGGUGGGGAGGGGAAUGGUGGAGUAGUGUCUGGGAGUAGUGGGACCUGGUGGUCCUCUGUAGCUCAGCUGGUAGAGCACGGCGCUUGUAACGCCAAGGUAGUGGGUUCGAUCCCCGGGACCACCCAUACACAAAAAAAAGAAUUUAUGCACACAUGACUGUAAGUCGCUUUGGAUAAAAGCGUCUGCUAAAAUGGCAUAUUAGUAGGAAGUGGGGAAUGGGGUUUAGGAUUAGGGUGGAAAUAACUGUUUUGGGAAUGGUGAGUUUACAUCAGAUUUUAUGGGGCUAGUUGUUGAAGAAGCCCUAUAAGAGGCCAAUAAAGAGUCCUGUGGAGUGUUGGGCUUUGGGAGGUUAGUUCGGACUCAACAGAGAAGAGUAGUUAUAGACUCCGUAAUAGUGAGUGGGAUGAACACAGGGUCAUGUUAUGAAAAGGAGAUUUACAGUUUUUACUGUAAUCCUGCAGUAAGGGCUUCAGUGUCAGAUUAUCAUGCUGCUAUUAGCCUCUAAUAGAGAGAUGGACCCCUGGUAGAUCAUCAUGGGUGCAUCCCAAAUGGCACCCUAUUCCCUAUAUAUACACUACUUUUGUAGGGCAUACGGUGCCAUUUGAGAUGCAAAUAUUUUCUCUGUCAGGGAAUCAGACCUACUACUGCUGCAUAGCUCCAAGGCACUGCUAACCUAAUCUCAUCUCAUCUGAUUAGGAGGGAAAUAAUCUAUCUACACGCAAAUUUAAUCCAAUAUUCUCCCCACCCCCAAAAAAUACAUUUUCUUUGUAAAAGUCUUUAAAUUAGAAUCGUAACCUGGAGCUUGUUUCUUGGUUAUGUAAGUAAUUUCACUAGUGUGCCACAGAGACAAGUAGCAGUUUCUAGAAAGGAAGAGGAAGAGAGAAGGCCCAGAGGCGACCAUCUCCUGGAUUACAGUGGACACAAAGAGGGCUGCUACACUGCAGCAGAACAGAGGCUUGGUGGUGUUCAGUAGAGGCUGGGAUGCAAGCAGUGCUUUUAUGUCAUGGUGAUAUUAACAGCCUCUGUUGUUGGGGAGGUUGACCUUUUAAGUGAUUCAGCUGCAGAACAGAGCAGAAGAGAGAGGAGUUGAGACUAGAGAGAGGCAUAUACUCUCCCUCGCUCUCUUUCUCUCGCUCUUUUUCCUUUCUACCCAUGCCAUCUGCUCCCUCCAUCUAUGUUGAUUUGAAAUAAGUGGAAGCCAGCCUCACGAUUUACCUCUGCUAUAUCACCUUCAGGCUGUACCGAGUGGCGCAGUGGUCUAAGGCACUGCAUCGCAGUGCUAGCUGUGCCACUAGAGAUCCUGGUUCGAAUCCAGGCUCUGUCAUAGCCGGCCGCGACCGGGAGACCCAUGGGGCGGCGCACAAUUGGCCCAGCGUCGUCCAGGGUAGGGGAGGGAAUGGCUGGCAGGGAUGUAGCUCAGUUGGUAGAGCAUGGCGUUUGCAACGCCAGGGUUGUGGGUUCGAUUCCCACGGGGGGCCAGUAUGAAAAAUAAAAAAAUUAUGUAUGCACUCACUAACUGUAAGUCGCUCUGGAUAAGAGCGUCUGCUAAAUGACUAAAAUGUAAAAAAAAAAUGUAAAAUGUACUGUGGUUUCAGAUCAGUGGAGUGGAAGGAAAGGAGACUAGAUUGUAUCAAGCCAAUCUAUAAACACUCUGGGACAGUUUCCCAAACCCAGAGUAAGUUUAGUCCUGGACUACAAAUCUCCAUUGAGAAGCUCCAUUGAAAGUGCUUUUUAGUCAAGGACUAGGUUUGAUCUGUGUCCGGGAAACCGACCCUAAAUAAACUGUAUUAAAGGGGCAGUCUGGGAUUUGUACAUUUUAUUUUUGGUCUUCUAAAUUAGUUAUUAGAGGUUUCAUUUCUCCAGCCGCACCCCUCAGCUGUAGGGCUGCAUGAUACGGGCAAAACAUUUAAUCAUAAUUAUUAUAAUUUUUUUUCACUAACUUUUGCGAUUUGACUUCCGAUAUUUUCAAAACACUUGGAUGAACUGUUGAAAUCAUAUAUAAUAAUUAUUCUAAUUAUAUGGUUGGUACAGUGUGCACUUGGAAUACAGUGUUUGGCAUGACAACGAAUGAAAAAGACAGGUAGGAGUUGUGACGGGGCAGAAACCAAAAAAUUGGUCAGUCUUUCCCAGGGGACCCUAGUUAGAUUUGAAUAGCUGUUACAUUCAGACAAAGAUUUUAGAAUAUGCUUCGCUAUUCCUCUCUGAUUCAGAACAUGCUGUAGCACAAACAUGCUGAUCUACACCACCACUAUAUUAGAGCUACAGUUUGUUAGCCAAAUUUGCCCUAUCUGUCAGUGCAUUUAGCUAGCUAGUUAGUGUUAGCAAUUAGCAUUAGCAGCUAACGCAAGAAAAAAUUGGGCACAUGCAGUUUGCUAAGACUAACUAGCAUUUUGCAGAUGGCAAGAUACACAAACUAAUAGUAUAAUAAAUAAAAAAAAAUUGUAUUUUUUAAGAAGCAAAGUAAGCAGCAUCAUUCUUGUUUUGGAGUCUGUUGAGUGAGUGACAGGGGGCGGGACUGUGGGAAAGCAAAAAUAUGGAUCUCUUGCGAUAUGGAUAUUGCACAUGUCAAUAUCGCAAUUAUAAUCUAAAUUCGAUCAAUCGUUCAGCCAUACUCAGCAGUUUACAAAAAACAAGUGGCUGGGUGUCUACUUUUUUUUGUUUUUUCGAAUCCAGGAUUGCCCCUCUGACUCCACUCUCCCACUAAAAGCUUUUUCUUCUCCUCCCUUCUGUCUGUUUCCCAGCCUUCCAGAAGGUUCCCUCCAGUGGUCCCAGACUUAUGAGGAUGCUGGACCACCUGACCCUGCUGUCAGCUGGAGACCUGAUCCCCUACUCCGAGGCUCUGACGAGUAGCAUGGGUCUGCUACUGGGCCCCAGCGUCCCCCGACGCAUCCCCCAGACCCUCAACAAGCUCUGGAUGGUCCUCAACACUGUCAUGCCCCGCAGGUGAGCAAUAUUAUAGAGAGGAAGUGCUUGUUUACUGGAUGGUGCGACCAGGGAUGGGGUUCAUGUUCAGUUCAUUACAAUUCAAUUUCUGUGUCUUCACUGGUGGUGAUAAGGGGGUGGACCCCCAGUGUUCCCAGGGGCACAGAGCUACAGCCGGCAGGAGCAGGCAGGCGGACCAAUCAAUCCCCGCACGCAUGGAUAGCUGCUCUGUGCUCUGUAAUGAGGACAGGACUUGACAGCUCAGGGCAGGAUAAAGGGAGGGGACUCUCCAGGGUUUGGGGCAUAAUGGAUUGUUGUUUUCCUCACCCCCUCUUCAACCGUCUGUGGUGGUAUUGAAUGGUGCUGUGCAGCGGGAGGCCUGUGGGGAGGAAGGAGUGAUGAAGCUGGAAGGGAGCGCUGGUGUUGGAGUGUCGGUCUCUCACAGGAACCAUUGAUUAAUGUCAUACACUCUGCAGGAGGCAACACAGACAAGACUGUGGGUGAAGAGAACUGGUGGUAGCUGCUUCUCUGUCUGAAAGGACAGCUUGUCCUGGAUUGAAUGCGCCAUUAGUGUUUUCAAUGGAAAACUGAAAGGUUUUAUCAAUUGAAUAGAUUUGAUUAUCACAAAAUAGAUCUACUGCAACAGGCAACUGUAUAGCUAGUAAUAAAAACAUAAUCCCUAAAAAGAAACCUUGUGACUAGGUCGUGUUCAGAAGGCCACAGCGUAGCAAAACGUUCCGCAACAGAAAAGGAAAAUGUGUGUUCUUAUUGGACAAGUUCAGGUAGUACAUCACUGUUGCACUAUGUCUAAAAAUGUUUUCUCCCCACUGAGCAUGGCCCUGCUCUCUUUCCUCCAUGUGUUACUUCAGGCUGUGGGUGAUGACGGUGAAUGCGCUGCAGCCCUCCGUAAAGAUGCUGAGGCAGCCGAGGUAUAUUCAGAAUGACCUGAUGGUGGACCCCCUCAUCGUGCUGCGCUGUGACCAGAGGGUCUACAGGUAGGCUACAGCACAUGGUUAUCUUUACUGUUGCACCUUUUGCUUUGCUUACGGUCUGAAACAAGUUUCAAGGGUCAGGAAAACAGAUUGCCAACUGUCUGUAGCUGGAAUGUGCAGAGUACACCAGUGUGCAGAGACACACAGGUUUACUGUGUAAGACACCUGUAAGGGUAGGUAACAACACAUCUGCCACGCUGAUCCUCAACACGUGGGCCCCUCAGGGGUGCGUGCUCAGUCCCCUCCUGUACUCCCUGUUCAUCCAUGACUGCAUGGCCAGGCACGUCUCCAACACCAUCAUUAAGUUUGCCGACAACACAACAGUGGUAGGCCUGAUCAUCGACAACGAUGAGACAACCUAUAGGGAGGAGGUCAGAGACCUGGCCGUGUGGUGCCAGGAUAACAACCUCACCCUCAACGUGAUCAAGACAAAGGAGAUGAUUGUGGAAUACAGGGGAAAAAAAGAUGACCGAGCACGCCCCCAUUCUCAUCGACGGGGCUGUAGUGGAGCAGGUUGAAAGCUUCAAGUUCCUUGGUGUCCACAUCACCAACAAACUAUCAUGGUCCAAACACACCAAGACAGUCAUGAAGAAAGCACGACAAAGCCUAUUCCCUCCUCAAGAGACUGAAAAAAUUUGCCAUGGGUCCUCAGAUCCUCAAAAUGUUGUACAGCUGCACCAUCGAUAGCAUCCUGAAUGGAUGCAUCACUGCCUGGUAUGGCAACUGCUCGGUCUCCGACCGCAAGGCAAUACAGAGGGUAGUGCGUACAGCCCAGUACGUCACUUGGGCCAAGCUUCCUGCCAUCCAGGACCUCUAUACCAGAUGGUGUCAGAGGAAGGCCCUAAAAAUUGUCUAUUUGCAUUGUGCCCCCCCCCCCCCCCCACCCCCUAUUUUACGCUGCUGGUACUCUGUUUAUUAUCUAUGCAUAGUCACUUUAACUCUACAUUGACUCUGUACCGGUACACCCUGUAUUUAGCCUCGCUACUGUUAUUUUACUGCUGCUCUUUAAUUAUUAUUGUUUUUCAUUUUUUUCUUAUCUUUUUUUUACUAAACACUUACAGUACCAGUCAAAAGUUUGGACACACCUACUCUUUCCAGGGUUUUUCUUUAUUUUUACUAUUUUCUACAUUGUAGAAUAAUAGUGAAGACAUCAAAACUAUGAAAUAACACAUAUGGAAUCAUGUAGUAACCAAAAAAGUGUUAAACAAAUCAAAAUGUAUUUUAUAUUUGAGAUUCUUCAAAUAGCCACCCUUUGCCUUGAUGACAGCUUUGCACACUCUUGGCAUUCUCUCAACCAGCUUCACCUGGAAUGCUUUUCCAACAGUUUUGAAGGAGUUCCCACAUAUGCUGAGCACUUGUUGGCUGCUUUUCCUUCACUCUGCGGUCCGACUCAUCCCAAACCAUCUCAAUUGGGUUGAGUUCGAGGGAUUGUUGAGGCGAGGUCAUCGGAUGCUGCACUCCAUCACUAUCCUUCGUGGUAAAAUAGCCCUUACACCGCCUGGAGGUGUGUUGGGUCAUUGUCCAGUUGAAAAACAAAUGAAAGUCCCACUCAGCCCAAACCAGAUGGGAUGGCGUAUCACUGCAGAAUGCUGUGGUAGCCAUGCUGGUUAAGUGUGCCUUGAAUUCUAAAUAAAUCACAGUGUGACCAGCAAAGCACCCCCACAUCAUAACACCACCUCCUCCAUGCUUUAUGGUGGGAACUACACAUGCAGAGAUCAUCCGUUCACCCACACCGCGUCUCACAAAGACACGGCGGUUGGAACCAAAGAUCUCCAAUUUGGACUCCAGACCAAAGGACACAUUUCCACCGGUCUAAUGUCCGUUGCUCGUGUUUCUUGGCCCAAGCAAGUCUCUUCUUCUUAUUGGUGUCCUUUUAGUAGUGGUUUCUUUGCAGCAAUUCAACCAUGGAGGCCUGAUUCACACAGUCUCCUCUGAACAGUUAAUGUUGAGAUGUGUCUGUUACUUCAACUCUGUGAAUCCAUUUAUUUGGGCUGCAAUUUCUGAGGCUGGUAACGCUAAUGAACUUGUCCUCUGCAGCAGAGGUAACUCUGGGUCUUCCUUUCCUGUGGCGGUCCUCAUGAGAGCCAGUUUCAUCAUAGCGCUUGAUGGUUUUUGCGACUGCACUUGAAGAAACGUUCAAAGUUCUUGAAAUGCUCCGUAUUGACUGACCUUGUUGUUUCUCUUUGCUUAUUUGAGCUGUUCUUGCCAUAAUAUGGACUUGGUCUUUUACCAAGUAGGGCUAUCUUCUGUAUACCCCCCCUACCUUGUCACAACACAACUGAUUGGCUCAAACGCAUUAAGAAGGAAAGAAAUUCCACAAAUUAACUUUUAAGAAGGCACACCUGUUAAAUGAAAUGCAUUCCAGGUGACUACCUCAUGAAGCUAGUUGAGAGAAUGCCAAGAGUGUGCAAAGCUGUCAUCAAGGCAAAGGGUGGCUAUUUGAAGAAUCUCAAAUAUAAAGUAUAUUUUGAUUUGUUUAACACUUUUUUGGUUACUACAUCAUUCCAUGUGUUAUUUCAUAGUUUUGAAGUCUUCACUAUUAUUCUACAAUGUAAAAAUAAAUGAGUAGGUGUGUCCAAACUUUUAACUGGUGGUGUAUUUUUCUUAAAACUGCAUUGUUGGUUAAGGUCUUGUAAGUAAGCAUUUCACUGUCUACAUCUGUUGUAUUCGCCGCAUGUGACAAAUAAAAUGUGAUUUGAUAAGACAUUUUGAUCAAAUAUGGGCCGGAGAAGUGCUCAAGAUAUUUUAAUCCCAAUAUAUUAUUUUGCAGUUGUACACUUGGAAUUUGUCAAACGUAUUUCCUGUUUAAACACAAUGAAGCCUACGUCAUUAUGUGAGUAAAUAACAUAUCUUUGUGUCCCCUCCUCAGGUGUCCCCCUCUGAUGGACAUUGUCCUCCACAUGCUGAAUGGCUACCUGCUGGCCUCCAAGGCCUACCUCAACUCCCACCUGAAGGAGACAGCGGACUUUGACCGGCAGAGCCAGACCAUCUCUAACCUGGGCCUGGGACAGGCUGGACAGCCAGACACCCCAGAGGUCACCAGAGAGGAGCUGAAGAACGCACUGCUGGCCGCUCAGGUAACUCAGAGGGAGAGACACCCACUCAUAAAUACAACAAUGGAUUCCCAUUCAAAAUCCUAUUUUCCCUAACUCUAAACCUAACCCUAAUUAUAAUCCUUACCCUAAAAAUAGCCUUUUUACAAGUGAGGACCGGCAAAAUGUUCUCACUUCUCCGAAUUUUAGUUGGUUUACUAUUAAGUCCUCACAAGUAUAGUAAAACGUGUACACACACACACAGAGUGGAUAGUAUGUCAGCCAUUUCAGUUGUAGGUAGAAUCCCACAUGACGUGUCUGUCUUGUGCUUCUCUCUGCCUCCAGGACAGUGCUGCAGUCCAGAUCCUGCUGGAGGUGUGUCUGCCCACCUCCGAGGUGCAGACGGGGCCCCUAGGGGCUGUGGGCGACGCUGAGAGCCUGCUCCAGAGCAUGAGGGCCGCGCCCGGGUCCAUCAAACAGGAAGAGGGGUCCAGGAGAGCGGAGGGGCAAGGCGAGCCGGAAGGGGGGUUACUCAGUGACCUGAGGGAGGUGCAGUGUCUCAUCUGCUGUCUGCUGCAUCAGAUGUUCAUCGCUGACCCCAACAUCGCCAAACUGGUGCACUUCCAGGUAAACACUGUUCUACUACGUAGAAGAGAUGUUCUUGCCAAAUUCCAAACGGACCCCUAGCCCCUUUGUUGAUAAGGCUCCAAGGUCUGAAAGUGGCAUGUAGAUAUAAUCACGUCAUGGCAGCAUUUAGUCAUAACAAACAACAUAACAAAAUGGCGUCUACAGGCUGAGAUUAUGAAUGUGUCCUCCCCGUCUACUAUAACGUCAUAAGUGUGCCACAGAAGUGCUGUUGUCAGUGAUCAGUGCAUGAGUCGUGAGAGGGGAAUGAAUGUCCUGCAGCCUGAAUGACUGCAGAAGUCCCAGUAGUAGGAAGCUGCCAUAUGUUUCACUUCAUCAACACAAUCCUGCCUCUCUGUGGCAGUAAUCCUGCCUGCUUGGAUCCAUGCUGUGCACACAAGCUGCUGCUGCGGCUAGCUACCCUGUGUGUUUACAUCACAAGACAGAAGCUCAGUCAAAGCUACUACUUACCCUGUGCGUUUCACUCCUCUUUUUACUUUCAUUCCAUUCUGUCUCCUUUCUUCUCUCAUUUUCUCUCACUUUCUCUCUAUCUCAGGGUUACCCCCAAGCUCUGCUUCCACUGACUGUGGCUGGCAUCCCCUCCAUCCAUAUCUGCCUGGACUUCAUCCCAGAGCUGCUGGCCCAGCCCCAGCUGGAGAAACAGGUGAGCCCCCCUCCGUCCUCGUCUGGCAUCCAAGCCCACAAACCUGAGCUACAUUAGCCCUCUGCCUUUGUCAGUGUUUUACACCAAUUCGUUUCCAGGCCUGUUUAAGCAACAUUUCUAAUCAAACCUGUCUCUCUGGACGGAAAGUACUGGCAUUAACUAUGGUUCUCGUCUCCCUCUACAGAUCUUUGCCAUCCAGCUGCUGUCCCACCUGUGUACCCAGUACGCCCUGCCCAAGUCCCUCAGCGUGGCCCGCCUGGCCGUCAGCGUCAUGGCCACGCUGCUCACAGGUCAGUUUUCUCUCGCUUUAUCCAUCCAUACCUCUCCCUCUGUCCAUCCCUCUCUACCUCCCCCAUCUCUACCCUGUCAUUGGUGGCCCUCUUUUUCCUCCCUUUACUACAUCAUGUCCUACUGGCGGUGUCUCCUUCGCUCUGUACUCUGGGAGGGAGUACAACUUCGAUUUAACUUCGAUAUGUUAGUGCCAUCUCCUGGUGGGUCUCUGUUAGUGCAGCAUGUCAUCACUCAUAACAGCCUUUUUUCCCUGUUAGGUCUAGGUACAGCUUGUACUAGCCUCCUUGCUGUUCAUGGUGUACAUGAUGUUCAUAUGUUUCUCUCUCCCCCUCCCCCUCAGUGCUGACCCGUGCCAAGCGUUUCUCCUUCUUCAUGCCUACCCUGCCGUGCCUGGUGGCGUUCUGCCAGGCCUUCCCUCCGCUCUACGAGGACGUGGCGACCCUGCUGGUGCAGGUGGGACAGGUCUGUGCCUCCGACGUGUCCACCAAGACCAGGGACAUCGACCCGCUCAUCACCAGUAAGUCUGUGUGUGUUGAAAGGGAAGGGGAACACUGCCGCAACUGGGAAGGGGAAACUGAAGUGAAUAGGAAAGUCUUGGAGGGCAGUGGAAGUUGAUAAAAAUGAUUUAUUGAUAAAACCAAUGCGGCCUGGCCCUUAGCCAUCAGCCUUUUUUAAAAUCAGGGUUAGUGUGAUGAAAUAAGUGUUUUUGUGUGCCUUGGAAUAUACUAGAGAACUCAUUCUAGUUGCAAUGUUCCACUCAAGUUGCCAUGUUUCCAUAGCAUGUCUUCUUUCAGUAGUGUUGGAACUAAUUAUAGGAAAAGACCAUGACCUGAAUUGAUAGUUUGGAACACUUGUAUAGAUUUACUCAUUAGUGUAACUGCAUUGGAGAUGUGGUCAAUUCCACCUCAAUUUCAGUCCAUUCAGGAAUUGAAUUGCGCACUUCUAAUGAGACACCUUACUGUAUGUCCUAUUCAACUGCCAGGAAUUGAAUCGAAGUUGACCCAAACACUGAACAAGAUAUGAGCAUUUAUAAAGGUGUAUCAAUAGCAGUAUAGUCUAACCAUCCCUCCUCUCUCUCCUGUACCCCUUUCUCCUUCCCCCUUUCUCCUUCCCUCCCUCCCUCAGGGCUGCAGUAUCUGAAGGAGAAGCCCCAGGAGGUGUUGAUACCAGGAAGGGACCAGUCCAAGCUGAGCCUUCCCCAGAGGGCAGCAGAGGAACUGGGUGGCGCCGACCCGGAUGUCCAGCUCUGCUACCGGAUAGAAGCCACCUUCAUGGACAUCAUCAGCACCAGCCACCACGGAUUAUAGACAGAGACAGAGACGUGCAGGUGGUGGGAGCACUGGGUGCAGGGUUGUACGUUUAGAUAUGAGUGUUAUUUUCAAUGUGUAUGUUGUAGUGUGUAUGCGAUGUCAGUGUUUUGUAGGUAAUGAAAGAUACAAUAUGCUAUAGGUCUGUUUUCUUGACCAUAUUUUUCUAAGCUGACUUAUCUUUCUCAGCAAAAAAAAGGGUUUUUGAAAUGAUCAGGGAACCUUGAAUUAUGUAGUGUUUUUGUAUUGUACAUCUUGUUUGUAUUAAAAAACUUAAACUGAGACUCAUCGAUAUGACGUUGCCACAAGCAGCAGGAUCAACCACAGAUAAUGAGCGCGACGCAAAGCUAUGCACUCACACAGUAUCUGCACACAGCUCCACUCUGCUGCAACGUUGGCUGCUGUUAAAAACGCCAAAAUGUGAAUGCUACCAUACGAGAGGUUACUGCUUGGCUAAUGGAAAACGUUGACAACUAACCUGGUAUUGGCGAUAC
Coregonus sp. 'balchen' is the source of this 29120-nucleotide messenger RNA. NCBI's taxonomy places the organism in Eukaryota, Metazoa, Chordata, Actinopteri, Salmoniformes, Salmonidae. The record is from the annotation of a GenBank genome assembly.